CGGCUGAACACUGUUUUAUGACUUUAUCUAUAAGCCUUUCAACUUCAACAAGUGAGAAGCAACGACCGGGAUCUCCUCUGCUUCACUCGAUCAUCGCCUCGGACGAAAGUGACACAGUACAGUAGCAGCAGCGAUGUCAGGGCCUCAAUGCUGUGAAAAUCCACCAACGUUGAACCCAUCAAGUGGAGUUGGGCAUCUAGAGAAAGUGGCUGGCCUCGAUUCCUACGUCGCCGGCUCUCCUGAUUCCAAGUCCGCCAUUGUUUUCGUCUCCGAUAUCUUUGGAUACGAUGCUCCGAAUUUGAGGAAGUUUGCAGACAAGGCUGCAGCUGCUGGGUACUAUGUGGUUGUUCCUGACUUCUUCUAUGGAGAUCCUUACGUUCCUGAUAACGCAGGGAGGACCAUUCAAAUCUGGUUGCAAGAUCAUGGAGCGGCGAAGGGAUUCGAGGAUGUCAAGCCUGUCAUCGAGAGCCUGAAAAGUAAAGGCAUCACUGCAAUUGGAGCGGUUGGUUUUUGCUGGGGUGCCAAGGUAGUGGUUGAACUUGCAAAACAAGACAGCAUCAAAGCCGGGGUGUUUUGCCAUCCUUCAUUUGUCUCGGUAGACGAUAUAAAAGAGGUGAAGGUCCCCUUGGCAAUACUAGGAGCUGAGAUUGACCAGAUGUCUCCACCAGCUGUCAUCAAACAGUUCGAAGAGAUCCUAGCUGCUAAGCCUGACGUCGACGCGUUUGUGAAGAUUUUCCCUGGAGUUUCUCAUGGAUGGACUGUGAGGUACAGCAUUGAAGAUGAGGCCGCAGUGAAGGCUGCUGAGGAGGCUCAUAAGGAUGCAUUGGAGUGGUUUGCUAAGUAUGUCAAGUGACUGCAGAAAGAACCACUCAUGCUGUGCUUUGCUGGGUACCCACUAUUGUCUAUUGUUAUCAGAAGUCUCGUGAUUUUACUCGGAAUCACAUUGUUCUCUUGUCUGCUCCUGUGUAUGAACUUGGGUUGUAUUGAGGUGGUCUCCUAUCUGGCUUUUGUGAAUAUGCAUCGACAAUAAGGAGAUUUGCCAUUCCUGUUACUUUGCAUUUGAAAUAAAUGGGGUGAAUUCUAAGGUUAGUUGAUUACUAAAACUACUUUCACACUACUUGAU
Linum tenue is the source of this 1123-nucleotide messenger RNA. NCBI's taxonomy places the organism in Eukaryota, Viridiplantae, Streptophyta, Magnoliopsida, Malpighiales, Linaceae. The record is from the annotation of a GenBank genome assembly.